GGAAACGCUGCUUGUCCAACACCAGUCAUGCCUGGGUUGCUACCUGUGUUACUCACGGCUUCCUUCCGAAGACAGACAUACGCUGCACGCUUCUUAUCCAGAAUGGAAACACGCCGUUAUGCUUAUAAGAACUGCUUUUGUGACUAGUGCUUUUCAUACAAUCCCCAUAGUGAUUUCAAGUGCAUCCCAGGAAAAGAAAUUAACAUCUAGUGUCAGAUAUGGGUGGACAGUUGAAAAUGCAGGCUUGCAAAUUUUAAAUGAAAUUAUGAGAUUCGUGUCCCAGUUUGCGGAUUUUUCUUGAAUCCUAACCUGCGCCUCGCACUCAUUACGUUGCCGAAAUAGACAGACUAUGGAGACGAUAAAAUGAGUCUUCAUGAAAAUUUCGCUGCAAGACUACAAUCUGGAUCAAUUACUACCACCGCUGAAAUUGCGACUAUGUCUGCAGGAUCACGGCCGUAUUAGUUAUACACUACUUAGCUGUUUAACAUAUGUCGGUUUUCGACUUUCAACUGGAUGAACAAAACGUCGAUCCUCAUGAGCACUUAUUGAUAAACAAAUAAAUGCUUUACAAUGUGCUUUUCGUAAUGUCAAAACUUUUUUGUUUAGGUAAAUGUAAAUUUAGUUUUCCAUUACUUUUACAUUGAUCCCACAAACAGACUUAUUGGAAAUACGCUUCCCAGAAUUCUCUGCUCGCGCAUGUCCACUUCACACUGACGUUAUGGUUAUCUGCUGCGUAUGGAAAAUAUUUUACAUGCUUUACAGUUUAAUCUUGCUGGCUAGUUAAAUUAUACCGAAUAGCAAAAAAUAUAUACAUUACUGGUGACAAACCUUAAGGGCCUUUUUUUUAAUCGGAACUAAGUACAGUAUAUUUGUUUACGUGUUGCCUUGGUAACGGAGGUACAACUGUCACUGACAUGAACAACUAUGAAGUUGUACGGAAAAUUGGAGAAGGAGCGUUUGGAAAAGCUUUCUUAGUAAAAGCCAAAGACGGAGGCAGCGAAACGGAAUGCGUGGUGAAGGAAAUCAACCUGAGGAAGAUGCCUGUCAAGGAAAAAGAAGCUUCCAGAAAGGAAGUGGUCCUGCUCUCGAAGAUGAAACAUCCAAAUAUUGUCAUGUUUAUAACAUCAUUUGAGGAGAGGGCCAAUCUGUAUAUUGUGAUGGAAUACUGUGAUGGAGGAGAUUUGAUGAAGAGGAUCAGUACGCAGAGAGGCGUACUGUUUAGCGAAGACCAGAUAGUGGACUGGUUUGUACAGAUUUGCCUGGGACUGAAGCACAUUCACGACAGGAAGGUCCUACACCGGGACAUCAAGGCUCAGAAUAUAUUUCUCACUAACAACGGGAUGAAAGCAAAGCUCGGCGACUUUGGAAUUGCAAGAAUGUUAAACAACACCAUGGAACUUGCCAGAACGUGUGUGGGGACGCCUUACUAUCUCUCGCCAGAGAUUUGUGAGAACAGACCCUACAAUAAUAAGACGGAUAUCUGGUCUUUGGGAUGUGUUCUCUAUGAGCUGUGUACUCUCAAACAUGCCUUUGAGGGCAGCAGCCUAAAACAGCUGGUGCUCAGGAUCUGUAGGGGGCACUUUAAACCCAUCGCCCCCCGUUAUUCGUGCAACCUGCGCCUGCUGGUGACACAGCUGUUCAAAGUGAGCCCGCGGGAUCGGCCCUCAGUCAACUCUGUCCUGAAGAGGCCCUUUCUGGAGAAACUGAUCAGGAGACACCUGGAUCCACAGAUGAUGGCAGACGAGUUCAGCCACACUGUGCUGCACAGAAGGAGCCCCCCACGCCCCCGCCCCCUGGCACGGCCCAGGCCAAAACAGACCGCAGAGGUUGUCGCUAAGCCUAGAGCUGCAGAGAGGCCUGCUCCCUCUGCCAAGCCUGGGGACUUGGCGAAAAAAACACCCCUCAGACAAGUGUGGAAACCCCCAGCCAAUGUCUACACUCCAGAGUAUCAACACCUGGUUAACCACAAAGCGGCACUGAAGGAGAAGGCUCUGGACCAUGACCAUUGGGCCAAUCACAUGGUGAAUCUGUAUGACCAACCGCAGGGGCUCUAUGUCCACUACCACGCCCAGUUAGAUGCCAUCCAGCAGAAACGCCAGGAGGAGACCCCUCCUCAUCUUUACCCUCCUCCUCCUCAGCCAGCAGCCAAUCAGGAGAAAGCCAGAGAUUCACAGAGCGACUGGGUACAUUAUCCAGAACCAUAUCAGCUAGUGGUGGCUGCACGGGAAGAAUAUUUGCGGAGAAGACAAGAGGCCAAUCAAAACAAGCUGAGGGCUGAGAAGCAGUUGGGUCUCCGGCCCUCCACUGCAGACUCAAAUCAGCCCAGGGCUCAAGACGCCAGGCUUAGAGGGGAACCCCCACCAGACCAGCACCAGGAGGAGUAUCUGAAACAGCUGCAGGUGAUCAGACAGCAGUAUCACGAAGACGUAAGGGGCAUCAGGAUGAAGGCAGGAGUGCAUGACUCAGAGAGAGAAACUGAGACGCUGGACAAGACGCAGCAGAAUAAGGAGGCACUGCAGAGGAAGGACAAGGGGAAGAAAGGGAUCAUGUUUGAGGUUCUCCUAAAUGAUGAAGCAAUACAGGCUGGGAGAAAAAAAGAAGAGAAAGAUCGGGGCAAUGAUGAGGACAAUGAAGAGGAGGAGGAAAUGGACCCAUUAAACCAGACCCUAACAUUCCAGGCUGGAGAGGAACUCAAGCACAGGGAGUGGAUUGGUGUGGGGGCAAACGCAGUGGCGGCGGAGGGCCCAGAGGUGGUCCGGAGGAAGGGCUGGGGUAAGGAGGCCCCCAGGACACUGCUCGGUGCCCUUGCCAACAUGGAGGUGUCCUCCAUCUGUACCAUGUCUGCUCCUGCCCUAGCAGAAGAUGGGGGACCCUGGGAACAGAGGAAACUGUGGGCCGGGGGGGCGACCAACACUCUACUACAGGCCCUUGGGCAAGCAGCACUUACCUCUACUGUCACCUUCAAGCCCUCAGCAGAGGGGGAAGAUGAGGAUGAUGAAGGCUCAGACACAGACGUAGAUGAAGAGCGACUGGAGCCCCGGUCAGAUGGCGAGGACACGUACGCAGCUUCCCCGUCUCUCCUGCUACCGGAGUCCAACAGCACAGCACUGGUUUCAACAAGCGUUUCCCCCUUUUUUUCCCCCCUGCUGUCCAGAAACUUUGAGGAAUCAGAAGAUGAGCUGAUGGUAGAGGUGAUUGAAUCCAUGAAGAACUACAUCCCUCAGGAGGAGGAGAAAGGAGAAGAUGAGGCAAACGGGAAGCAGACAGAGGGCCAAAGGCUGGAGAUCGGUGAUGGGGAGACAGAACACGCCAUGGCCAGCACACCGAACGCUCAAGCCAGGCCUCACAGCCAGACUCCAGAAUGCACAAAUACGCAGAUGCAGUCAGGAAAUCCAGGUGUCGCAGACAGGGACCAGGCCGGGGGUGGGGAAAGCACCGCUGCCGAGCAGGGGCUAAGCUAACAGACCCUCAGCGUGACCAGCACUGUGGGGAAGCUCCCCAAGCCAGUAGCAUACAGUGACAGUCCAUCUCAGGGAUAUGACAGGUCUCCGAUCAGCUCGAACAUCUCAUUUGAAGGCCCAUCAUGCAGCUGCACUUUCUGGUCUCAUUACUAGUUAAAUGUUAAGGGGUCUCUCCCCAGUGUCCGUACAGGGGACGUGGGUGAUGAAGAGGGAUAUAUAUACCU
Messenger RNA from Brienomyrus brachyistius, 3685 nucleotides. RefSeq names its product serine/threonine-protein kinase Nek5. Lineage: Eukaryota; Metazoa; Chordata; Actinopteri; Osteoglossiformes; Mormyridae. Gene Ontology annotation, biological process: protein phosphorylation. The record is from RefSeq and is a predicted model, not a curated record. Bases 915 to 3461 code for a protein of 848 amino acids. Gene Ontology annotation, molecular function: ATP binding; protein kinase activity. The transcript is spliced from 20 exons.